Molecule: messenger RNA, 1008 nt
Organism: Malania oleifera
Lineage: Eukaryota; Viridiplantae; Streptophyta; Magnoliopsida; Santalales; Ximeniaceae
Exons: 3
Coding region: 158-889 (243 amino acids)
Molecular function (GO): zinc ion binding
Source: RefSeq, a predicted model, not a curated record
GCCUUUCGAUAUCUUUCAGCUCUAUGUGGUUGAGAGGAUAUUAAUACUAUCUGCCCAGACCAAAGUGCAUGUGGUGGAAAAGCUCAAAAGCGUGCCAUUAUUCUCUUUUGUGGCAAGCGACUACCAAUAUACAUAUAAUACCUAGCAAAAUAAUCGAAUGGCAGCGCCAGCGAAGAACAUUUUAGUGAUAGAAAGGUUGGAAAUGGAGCAGGAAAAGCAUGGUGAUCAACAAGAAGACAUCGAGAAUUUGUCGAAUCCAUUAGAGCAAGGAACCUGCAGUAACAUGUCAUCAUAUACGGUGGAUGGAGCUGAGCCUGAGACAGUCAUUGUGAUAGAAUCCAGAGGAACUGGAGUUGUGGUCAAAGAAAAUGGGAAUUGGGAACCAGAAAGCAAGUCUCAGGAGACUGGUAAUGUAUCUGUGGAAGGACAAAAAGAACCAAAUGUACUUGAAUCAGAGAAAAAUAGUUGCAUAGCUGAGAAAUGCAAUGGCAGGUCCUUGAGUGGUGAAAACCUUGACAGAGAAAAGGUUUGCAGGAUUUGCCAGUUGAGCUCGGAACGCCCAUCCGAUGCCUCUGAUCUGAUCCAGCUCGGUUGCGGCUGCAAAGGUGAGCUAAGCAUUUCGCAUCAUCGGUGCGCAAAGGUCUGGUUCAAGCAUAAAGGGAGUAGGCAAUGUGAGAUUUGUGGGGAGACUGCGAGGAAUGUAUCAGGUGUUGAAGAAAAUAAUAUCGGAUUCCGGGUUGACUACUGGAAUGACAUGAGGUUGAUGGGUGCAUAUUCAGUGGACAGAGAGGACUCCUGUUCAUGGAGACGGUCCUUCUGCAACUUUGUAGUGGCAUCACUGGUUCUAGUUUUCAUACUCCUAUGGUUUUUUCGGGUCAAUGUCCUAUAACCAUGGCAUUGGCAUGACAAUUCGAGUUCAUGGCAUGCAUUAUCUCAGCUCAAAUUAACAAACAUACAAAUGCUUGGUCUUAACUCCAUGGAACUAAUGAUUUAAGAAUUCAAAUUCCU